AUGCUCUCAACACAGACGCCCACAUCUUCUUCCCGACCUCAUAUGCCUCCCAAGGCCAAUGGCUCGCGACCGACGAACGGUGGCAGUGAACACCUAGCGGUGGCAACGAGUGGGCGACGAGGCGCAGACACCCUCGAACGACGAAUCGCACCCGGCGCCUUCCACGAUUCGGGGAGAAAGUACGACCCACCAAAGUGCCAGCCUCGUACGCGCCAAUCGAUCAUCAACAUGAUCAUGCGCUGGGUCGACGAACAGGUGCAGGAAUUCGGAAUGAUGUGGCUAUAUGGGCCCAGCGGGGCAGGAAAAUCGGCCAUCGCCCAAGCCAUCUCGCAGCUAUGCUUCGAGCAUGGCAAAUUGGCCGGCUCGUUCUUUUUUGCACGCGCGAUAGCAGGUUUGAACACGGAAAAGCAUCUCAUGGCGACGCUAGCCCACCAGAUAUCACUCUCUAUCCCCGAAACCCGACGCUACAUCGCCCAGGCUGUGGAGAGCGACCCCUCCGUCUUCGCCGGCUCGCUCGAGACGCAGCUCCAAACGCUGAUCGUCAACCCUCUUUUGCAGGCUCAAGCAUACGCAACAGAGACCAGUGGAAAGCGAAACGGACCGGGAAGGCGCUGGGCCCGUCUCAUCGUCAUCGACGGGCUGGACGAAUGCCAGGGCGCUAACGUCCAGCGCUACAUCGUCCGCAUUCUCUCCACCGCCCUUAUCCACAAACGGGUGCCGCUCUAUAUCCUCAUUUCUUCUCGACCCGAACCCCCCAUUCGAGACUCGUUUAAUUCUUACGACCUCCGCGACAUCAUACACACCCUCGUCCUCGACGAACACUACCUCCCAGAUGCCGACAUUAAACGAUACUUCUGGAGCAGGUUCGAGAACAUCAAACAAACUCAUCCGAUGCGGACGUACAUUCCAACCCAGUGGCCCUCGCCGCAGAUCAUCCAGUCUCUCGUCCAGCGGGCGUCGGGUCAGUUUAUAUAUUCUUCUACGGUCAUCAAAUAUGUCGAUUCUCCACAACACCGGCCUGUCGAGCGCCUCGAGGCUGUUCUCCGUAUCCACAACCCAGAGGGCGACAUACCUUUCGCAGAGCUCGACGCACUGUAUCGCCACAUAUUCGCAUCGGUUCACAACAUCAAAGGCGUCCUCCGCAUCCUCGGAGCCAUCCUCUUCGCCCAGCGCCUCUUCUCGCGCCGCACACCCACCGGCGGCAACGAGCUCCCCAUCCCCGUCACCGACCCCCGUUUCCUCGAGGAGCUCCUCGCGCUCAACCGCGGCGACGUCUCUUUCAUCCUCGCAGACCUCCACUCCAUCCUCGCCGUCCCUGAUUCGCGCCGGGGCGGAACCACCAAUGCCGCCGCCUCCUCAUCCUCGAACGCUCUUCCACAUCAAGCAAGUGCGAGCCCUGGCGGCCAUCGCGGGCCGAUCGCCAACAGCACCACGAGCCCGAACGCACACCCAAGCGCCGCGGCGGGCAGCGCAGCGAACCCGAAGACGCUCGACACGGGCAUCAGGAUACUACAUAGCAGUCUUAUCGAUUUCUUGACGGAUCGAUCGCGGGCUGGCAGGUAUUUCAUCAAUUCAGUCAAGGUGCAUGCUGAGCUGGCACGAGCGUGUACUCGGAAUCUCCUUUCCGGUCACAAGUUCGUUCAUCAAUACGCAGGCCAGGCCCUUGUCACGCACUGUCGGUAUUCGGUUCUCACCCACGAACUCCUCGCCGACCUCCUCAACUUCGACGUCUCGAUAUGGAUGACGACGUGCAAGACGUGGAACGACGGUGGCGGGCCGUACGACCAGGCAUGGACCGAGCUGCCCCACUUAUUCCACUGGUUCCGUUCCCAGACGUACCCUGACCCAUCCAAGGACCUCUACGAAAUCCAUACCCGCGCAUUCGACCAAUACCUCCUCAACGAGCUCAAGAACUACGUCCCCGACGAGCCCCUCUUCGACCUCCUCACGUUCGUCACCUACCCCAACCUCCUCUGGGAAUGGUUACAUAUGUGGCCCUUGCUUGGCGUUCCGGCGGCAGAGACCGCGGAGCGAGAGGAGGUGGAUCGGCGGUCAUUGUGCCUCAUGGGGUUGAAGCAGCCGUUCGACCAGUAUCGGCAUAUCCUGGCGGGUUUCUUGACGGAUCGCGAGCGGGCGGGCCGAUAUACGUUGGAUGGGCGGCAUUACGCGAGGGUGGCGCUGAAAAUGGCGAGGUAUUUGUUCGAGCCGAAGAAGCCAGGGAAAGUCUGGGAAUACAAGCUCCCAUCCGAAUGGACGUGGUAUCGACGAGACCACGACGACAAAAUCUUCCGCGAGAAGAAGGCAAAAGACACCUUCCAAGCGGGUCUCCAAUACCUCACGUUCUACCUGCAAAAAGCAACCCCCGACGCCGCCCUCGUCGACUACCUCGAGAAGAACAAGUUGGAUCCUAUUCGCGCCCAGGAGCUACCUCGACUUGCAUGGGCGGAGGAUAAGACGAAGGUCGAGGAAGGUGUGGUGGCAUAUCUGAAGCGUUGUCAGGAACAAAAUCGGAGUAGCAGAAGCCCGAGGUCGCCGGUCCAACAAGGACAUCCAUAG
Cyclocybe aegerita is the source of this 2556-nucleotide messenger RNA. The record is from the annotation of a GenBank genome assembly. Lineage: Eukaryota; Fungi; Basidiomycota; Agaricomycetes; Agaricales; Hemipholiotaceae.